CGCUCACUUGCCGCGAUGGCCAAGGGCCUCCGCGUCCCCAAACUUGAUCUCGCCGCCGUCCUGGCAUCUCAGAACCCUCAGAUCGACCUUCGUCUAGAAUCAUACGAGAAUUCUACGCAGAGCUUUCUCCGUGCUGUGUCGAACUACACACAACGGGCUAUCACUGAGAUCACGAACCGCAAGAAUGCGCACCUCUCGGACAGGAAGAAGCUUUCGGAGAGGAUACAGCAGAUCGAGGCGGAGACAAAUCAGUGCAAAAUCAGGGAGAUAGAGUUGAUCAAAGUCCUUGAUAGGGAGCAGGAGGAAAAGAAGGAGUUAGAAGCGUCGGUCACCGCAUUCAAACGACAAUUGGCUGUAUUCCGCGAGAAAUGCUCUUCUGUCGAAUCCGAAAUCGAGCAGCAGCGGGCAAUAGCAGCAAACCUGCAACGAGAGAGGAGCAGGGAGCAGAACCUGCUCAACUCUCAUGCGGCACGAACAGCACCGGAGCUUUCAGAGUCGGAAGCGAAGUUACAAUGUGUUAUCGAGGGCAUUGAAAAGGACAAGCUGCUUGUUCGGUUCUUCAAUCUGUAUGCGAGCAGCCGCGAGCAAGAGUGCAGUUUGGUCAUCGACGUGUCCAGUCGCUCGUAUAAAGUACCGACCACAACGCCGUACCUCCCAACACUACCCAUUCUACUGGACGAGUUGAACGAGACAAGAGAUGUGUACACCUUCGUCAAGAACGUCAGGGACGCUUUCAAGCGUGUUGUUGAGCAUUAGGUAUUUGUAUCAGUCAUGUUGUCGUCGUUGCUUUGGCGAGUCACGAAACGACGGUCGCCCUCGCCUGCUCUAUGGUUACCGGCUCAACAUCGAGUGUAUUGGUACAUGACACAGGUGGUUUCGUUGCCUUCUAAUUGAUGUUCCCCGUAGGACGCGUCUCUAGGGUUACACC
Messenger RNA from Rhodofomes roseus, 928 nucleotides. RefSeq names its product chromosome segregation protein Spc25-domain-containing protein. Gene Ontology annotation, cellular component: Ndc80 complex. Lineage: Eukaryota; Fungi; Basidiomycota; Agaricomycetes; Polyporales; Fomitopsidaceae. The coding region runs from base 16 to 756 and encodes 246 amino acids. The record is from RefSeq and is a predicted model, not a curated record. Gene Ontology annotation, biological process: chromosome segregation. The transcript has 5 exons.